UGAUCUUUCUUCGCUAACUAUGCUACGGUUAAAGUAACAGUUCGGGAUUGUCUUUUCGCCUCAGUCCGUUUCACCGAGUGGAAAUAAAUAGUGCGUGUGUUACUGUUCGCGCGUAUUCGCAAAUUGAGUUUAAAUUUUAUUCUUAUAGGUAUUUUCGUUCAAAAACUUGAACCAUCAAAAUGGCAGAUGAUGAGAGGAAAAGGAUCGAAGAGGCAAAGAAGGCCAAACAGGCCGAAAUCGACAGGAAGAGGGCCGAAGUCAGGAAACGUAUGGAAGAAGCUUCCAAAGCCAAAAAGGCCAAGAAAGGUUUCAUGACCCCUGACAGAAAGAAGAAAUUACGUUUACUAUUGAGAAAAAAAGCGGCCGAAGAAUUGAAAAAAGAACAGGAAAGGAAAGCAGCUGAAAGAAGAAGAAUUAUCGAAGAACGUUGUGGAACGCCAAAAGAUGUCGAUAACGCGAGCGAAGAGCAACUCAAGUCAAUCAUCAAGCAGUAUUAUGAUCGCAUGUAUAAGUGUGAGAGUCAGAAAUGGGACCUGGAAUAUGAGGUCAAAAAUCUUGAUAAGGAGAUCGCCGACUUGAACAGCCAAGUUAAUGACUUAAGGGGAAAAUUCGUAAAACCAACCUUGAAAAAAGUUUCCAAAUACGAAAAUAAAUUCGCAAAGUUACAGAAAAAGGCCGCGGAAUUUAAUUUCAGAAACCAACUGAAAGUGGUGAAGAAAAAAGAAUUCACUCUUGAAGAGGAAGACAAAGAAAAAAAACCAGAUUGGUCGAAGAAAGGAGACGAAAAGAAGGGCGAAGGAGAAAGCGAAGAUGAAAGCUGUGCCACCCACGACGAUACAGCCACCAUUGGUGAUAGUGACCAUACUGAUCUUGAUGGUAAAUCCGAUGCUGGAAUUUCCGAAGGGUCACUAUGUGCUACACCUGAACCCAUUCUAGAAGAACCUGUUAUAGAGGAACCGGAACCUGAGCCAGAACCUCCUUCUCCUGCACCAGAAGAAUUAUGGACAUAUUUGAAAGAAGUUGUCACCCACGAUACCGUCUCGUCUGUGGAUGACCUCUUGGAGAAACUAGUCACCACUGUUAGUGCUAUUCCUGAACCGUAUUUGAAAUCAGUCGUCAAAGAAAGUAUCAAGAAACAAAAAUCCAUCGAGGAAGACGAUUUUCAUAUCGAGGGAGCUGAAGGAGCUCCCGCAGAAAACGGCGACCCAUCAGCUGCACCUGCAGAAGGAGCCCCCGCUGAAGGCGCUGGAGAAGCACCUGCUGAAGGAGCUGGGGAAGCACCGGCCGAAGGUGCUCCACCAACUGAUGCACCUCCAGCUGCAGAAAAUGCUCCAGCUGCAGAAGGCGCUGAAAGUGUGCCGGCUGCUGAGCCAGCUCCAGCAGAAAGUACACCGGAGCCAGCUCCAGGAGAACCUGCACCUGCUGUGGAGGCUCAACCUCCGAUGGUAGAAGCUGCUGCUUAAACAUGAAGAUACUUGCUGAAAUCAGUAAAAAAAAAAAUCUUAAAAAUAGAAUCACAGAUCAGUCGAAAUCAUCACGUGUCAAAAAGGUAUCACUCGUGACAGCGCAGAUUCCAAAUCAGCUUCGUCUUCAACCUCCCCCCCCCCCCGUAUAAAUAUAGCAUUUUUAUUACUGUAAAAAUUAAAGUAAUUUUUUAAGUUGAUCAA
Planococcus citri (citrus mealybug) is the source of this 1667-nucleotide messenger RNA. It is a transcript of the gene wupA, whose product is annotated as wings up A. NCBI's taxonomy places the organism in Eukaryota, Metazoa, Arthropoda, Insecta, Hemiptera, Pseudococcidae. Gene Ontology annotation, cellular component: troponin complex. The transcript has 13 exons. Gene Ontology annotation, biological process: muscle contraction. The coding region runs from base 180 to 1463 and encodes 427 amino acids. The record is from RefSeq and is a predicted model, not a curated record.